UAACGGUUUGAGCAGUGGUCAGUUGGGCGUGGUCCCUUCGUCACGAUGGCUGCUGUUUCGAUGUUUGGUUACUUGUGCUACCUGGUGCUAGUGGGACUGAUAGGUAUUUCGGUGAAAUACCUGUACAGUAUCCGGUUUGCCUGGCGAAUCCCGUUGGCUCCGUCGGCCAAGCGAUACACGGCCCACACGCGGUACUUUUUCGGCCAGGACACGCAACGGGCGUUGCAUACCAUGAUCAGGUUCUGCACUACGCCGCUGCGGAUCGCCCGGCUCCAGAUAGGACCGACUCCGGUUAUUCUGCUGCUACAUCCGGAUGUGAUUCAGAAGGUGCUUUCGAGCAACGAGAUGUACAGCAAACCGUUUAUUUACGACUUGAUGCAAAUCGGGCGAGGAUUGAUCUCGGAACGAGAUGGAGCCUACUGGAAGAAGACUCGUAAGGCGGUGAAUCCCUCGUUCAGUCCCAAGAUUCUGGCCGGGUUCGUGCCCCGAUUUGAUUCUCGAGCGCAAGCUCUGGUCAACAGGCUGCGCCCGGUUGCGGACGGGACUACCGUGAUCAACAUCCUGGACUACGCGGCACAGUGUACGCUGGAGAUGGUCUUCUCGACGACGCUCGGGUCCAAGCUGGAGGAGCUUCCCGGCGAGCGGGAAUACACGGAGUAUCUGGAACGCAUCCAAAAUAUUCUAGGAAAGCGAUUGCUGAACUACGAGAACUUCCUGGACCUGAUCUACAAGUUUACGGAUGCUUAUCGACAGGAGAUGAGCUAUCGCAAGAUUGUUAAUGGAUUCGUAGACAACAUAAUCGAAGCACGUCGACAGAAACUUCGCGAUUCAAACAACAACAACAACACCGAUUCUGAAGAUGAUUUGGACAGCUGCUUCACGGCAAAUAUUUUCCUUGAUGAAAUUUUUAACAUCCGAUUCAAUGGCAAGCCAUUGGAUGAUAAAGAAGUUUCGGACCACAUGUAUACCAUGAUUGCAGCAGGCAACGAAACGUCUGCACAAGCCUUUUGCUACGUAUGUCUGAUGCUUGCUCAAAACCCAGACGUCCAGGAUAAGGUCGUAACCGAGCUACGUGAGGUACUCCCACCCCGCGGCGAACCGCUCACCCCCGAAGCCCUCAAAAACCUGGAGUACACUGAGCGUGUGAUUAAGGAAACCCUUCGACUGUUCCCAGUUGCGCCGUUGGUGUCCCGUCAAACCACGAGCCCCAUCGAGCUGGACGGAUUCCACAUCCCUCCCGGCCAAAUCCUGGCGAUGAACUUUUACACCUUGCACCGGCGGCCGGACGUCUGGGGUCCGGAUCCGGAACGGUUCGACCCGGACCGGUUCCUGGUGGACGCAGUCCGUGAGCGGCAUCCGUACGCCUAUCUGCCGUUCAGUGGAGGCUUCCGGAUCUGCAUCGGGCACAAGUACGCGAUGAACGCGCUGAAGGCGAUGCUGGCGAGGGUGUUGACGGAGUUCGAGAUUCGGACCGACAUCCGGCAGAGUGAUAUGAAGUUUAGAUUCGAGCUUUCGAUGAAGCUUGUGGGACCGCACGCGGUGACGUUGAGUCGAAGGAGUCUGUUGUGA
Culex pipiens pallens (northern house mosquito) is the source of this 1569-nucleotide messenger RNA. Its product is annotated as cytochrome P450 4c21-like. The record is from RefSeq and is a predicted model, not a curated record. NCBI's taxonomy places the organism in Eukaryota, Metazoa, Arthropoda, Insecta, Diptera, Culicidae. Gene Ontology annotation, molecular function: oxidoreductase activity, acting on paired donors, with incorporation or reduction of molecular oxygen; monooxygenase activity; iron ion binding. The transcript has 4 exons. The coding region runs from base 46 to 1569 and encodes 507 amino acids.